CACAAAAUGUUACGCAAAUGAUGAGAACACGCAAGGAUAGAAAAAAAUUAAGAAAAUCAAUGCUGUUUUGUCGUGAAGUCGCCUGAGCCGAAUGGUUCUCGUGAAAUCCUGCCCUGGCCAAGAACACCUUGUGUUCUCACAAUUUUAAUCCUCUCGUUCAAGAAUUACAAUAAGUGUUGUCAAAAUGAAGUUCAUCUCCGCUUUCGCUGCCCUUACCGCUGGAUCGGUCGCCGCCUUCGCGCCUUCGGCUUUCACCCCUCGUCAAAUGGGUGUUGCCUCCACCAGCAGCUUGAACAUGGCCCUCGCCGAUGGUGUCAAGCCUAUUGUCAUCGGUGUUGCUGCCGACUCUGGAUGCGGAAAGUCGACCUUCAUGCGUCGUCUUACCAGCAUCUUCGGAGGAGAUGUUGUCGGACCUCUCGGAGGAGGUUUCGAGGCCGGAAGCUGGGAAACCAACACCUUGGUCUCUGACCUUACCACUGUCAUCUGCCUUGAUGAUUACCAUCUCAACGACCGUAACGGACGUAAGGAAUCCGGUCUUACCGCCCUGAACCCACUUGAGAACAACUUCGACCUCAUGUUCGAGCAGGUCAGUGCCCUCAAGAACGGAGAGACUGUCAGCAAGCCUAUCUACAACCACGUCAACGGAACCCUUGACACCCCUGAAACCAUCGAAGCUACCCCUAUCAUCAUCUUCGAAGGUCUUCACCCCAUGCACGACGAACGUGUCCGUGACCUUCUUGACUUCACCCUUUACCUCGAUAUCUCUGAUGAGGUCAAGCUCAACUGGAAGAUCCAGCGUGAUAUGGAAGAACGUGGUCACUCCCUGGAAUCCAUCAUGGCCUCCAUCGAAGCCCGCAAGCCCGAUUUCGAUGCCUACAUUGACCCCCAGAAGAAGGAUGCUGAUAUGAUCAUCGAAGUCCUUCCUACCGCUCUUGACGAGGAAGACAAGAAGACCCUUCGCGUCCGAUGCAUCCAGAAGGAAGGUGUCAGUGACUUCAACCCUUGCUACUUGUUCGACUCUGGAUCUUCCAUCGAGUGGGUCCCUGCCGCCGACAAGCUUUCCUCUCCUGCCCCUGGAAUGAAGCUCAAGUCCGGACCUGAAGAUUACGCCGGAAAGGCUUCCCAAGUUGUCGAGAUGGACGGUAACUUCGACAACCUCCAAGAGCUUGUCUACAUUGAAUCUGCCCUUUCCAACACCAAGACCAAGUUUUACGGAGAACUCACCCAAGCCAUGCUCGCGCUCUCUGACGCCCCUGGAUCCAACAACGGAACCGGACUUAUGCAAACUCUUGCUGCAUUCGCCAUCCGCGACAUCUACGAGAAGAAGACCGCCCAAGCUGCCAAGGCUACCGCCGAAGCCACUGCCUAAAUAUAGAAGGGUUUCUGGGUAUUUAAAAUUUAUUUAGAAUCUUGUAUUUUUUAAGCUACG
Pseudo-nitzschia multistriata is the source of this 1429-nucleotide messenger RNA. The record is from the annotation of a GenBank genome assembly. NCBI's taxonomy places the organism in Eukaryota, Bacillariophyta, Bacillariophyceae, Bacillariales, Bacillariaceae.